Purpureocillium lilacinum is the source of this 450-nucleotide messenger RNA. RefSeq lists its product as uncharacterized. The record is from RefSeq and is a predicted model, not a curated record. Lineage: Eukaryota; Fungi; Ascomycota; Sordariomycetes; Hypocreales; Ophiocordycipitaceae.
AUGCCUCAGUCCGUUGAGAACCCACCUUCGCUGUACGUCAACCUCAGCAUCUCGAAUGUUGAGGCUGCAACAAAGUUCUUCAAAGCCCUCGGCUUCUUCCACAACACCGAGUGGAGCGACAAGCAGACUGUGUCGUUCUUCUUUCCCGCUCCCAACGCCAACGUCGCCCUCAUGCUGAGCGACAAGGACCGCUACAAGACAUUUAUCCGACCCGGCACCGAGAUCAGCGACGCCAACAAGGUCACCGAGGUCAUCUUCACCUUUGCUUGCAAGACCAAGGGCGACGUCGAUGCGAUGGUCGAGAAGGCCGUCGCUGCUGGCGGGAAGCCGGACCCCUUCACGAUGCCUGACAAUGGAGCGGGGUUUGGGAUGUACUGCCGGAGCUUUGAGGACGUCGACGGGCAUAUCUGGGAGGCCAAUACCAUGCUGCCACAGGGUGAGGAGAAGUGA